AAGUAAUCAGUCCGGGUGAGGCUGAGAGGGCUCGGCGGCCUUUACGCGGACCGGAUUGGAAGCGGCAGUUCCCUUUAGCCUGUCUUUGGGCCUGCCACAGUUAAAUGACCGCAAGAAAGAAGUCUAUGCUAAGCCCGAGAAUGAACGUUUCAAGCAAGAAGGAUGAGAAUUUCAGAUCUGGAAGUGUCCUCGCCACAGGCUCUUGACUGGGGAAGUUCUAGAGACUUUGAAGGUGGUUUAUCUUAUUUGUGUGGAUUUACAGGAGAAUUUUGACAGUGCACAUAUCUCAUUGCCGAGAGUAACAGCUACAGGAUGUUCAAGAGCUGUUCUGGCUUUUCUGGAUUCUGUGCUUCGUCAGUAGAGGAAUCCCAUGGAGCAUUAAUUAAUUCUUGGAAUUCCAGAACCAUGACUGAUGGGUUGGUGACGUUCAGGGAUGUGGCCAUCGACUUCUCUCCGGAGGAGUGGGAAUGCCUGGACCCUGCUCAGAGGGACUUGUACGUGGAUGUGAUGUUGGAGAACUAUAGUAACUUGGUGUCACUGGAUUUGGAGUCAACAACAUGUGACACCAAAAAAAUAUUUUCAGAAAAGGAUAUUUUUGAAAUAAAUUUUUCUCAAUGGGAGAUGAAGGAAAAAAGUAAAAUCCCUGGCCUUGAGGCAUACAUUUUCAGAAAUAAUUGGAAGUGCAAAAGCAUAUUUGAGGGAUUAAAAGGACAUCAAGAGGGAUACUUCAGUCAAAUGAUAAUCAGCUGUGAAAAAUUACCCUCUUACAGAAAAAGUGAAUCUCUUACACCACAUCAAAUAAUUCGUAAUACAGAGAAGCCCUAUGUUUGUAAGGAAUGUGGGAAGGCUUGCAGUCAUGGCUCAAAACUUGUUCAACAUGAGAGAACUCAUACAGCUGAAAAACAUUUUGAGUGUAAAGAAUGUGGGAAGAACUAUUUAAGUGCCUAUCAACUCAAUGUGCAUCAGAGGUUUCAUACUGGCGAGAAACCCUAUGAGUGUAAGGAAUGUGGGAAGACCUUUAGUUGGGGAUCAAGCCUUGUUAAACACGAGAGAAUCCAUACCGGUGAGAAACCGUAUGAAUGUAAAGAAUGUGGAAAGGCCUUUAGUCGUGGCUAUCACCUUACUCAACAUCAGAAAAUUCAUAUUGGUGUGAAAUCUUACAAAUGUAAGGAAUGUGGGAAGGCCUUUUUUUGGGGCUCAAGCCUUGCUAAACAUGAGAUAAUUCAUACAGGCGAGAAACCUUAUAAAUGUAAAGAAUGUGGGAAAGCCUUCAGUCGUGGCUAUCAACUUACUCAGCAUCAGAAAAUCCAUACUGGUAGGAAACCUUAUGAAUGUAAAAUAUGUGGAAAGGCUUUUUGUUGGGGCUAUCAACUUACUCGGCAUCAGAUAUUUCAUACUGGUGAGAAACCCUAUGAAUGUAAGGAAUGUGGGAAGGCCUUUAAUUGCGGAUCAAGUCUUAUUCAACAUGAAAGAAUUCAUACUGGUGAGAAACCUUAUGAAUGUAAAGAAUGUGGAAAGGCCUUUAGUCGUGGCUAUCACCUUUCUCAACAUCAGAAAAUCCAUACUGGUGAGAAACCUUUUGAAUGUAAGGAAUGUGGGAAGGCCUUUAGUUGGGGUUCAAGUCUUGUUAAACAUGAGAGAGUUCAUACUGGUGAGAAAUCCCAUGAAUGUAAAGAAUGUGGAAAGACCUUUUGUAGUGGGUAUCAACUUACUCGACAUCAGAUAUUUCAUACUGGUGAGAAACCCUAUCAAUGUAAGGAAUGUGGGAAGGCUUUUAAUUGUGGAUCAAGCCUUGUUCAGCAUGAGAGAAUCCAUACAGGGGAGAAACCUUAUGAAUGUAAAGAAUGUGGGAAGGCUUUUAGUCGUGGCUAUCACCUUACUCAACAUCAGAAAAUUCAUACUGGUGAAAAACCUUUUAAAUGUAAGGAAUGUGGGAAGGCCUUCAGUUGGGGUUCAAGCCUAGUUAAGCAUGAGAGAGUCCAUACUAAUGAGAAGUCUUAUGAAUGUAAAGACUGUGGGAAGGCCUUUGGUAGUGGCUAUCAACUUAGUGUUCAUCAGAGAUUUCAUACUGGUGAGAAGCUUUAUCAAUGUAAGGAAUACAGGAAGACCUUUACUCAUGGCUCAAAACUUGUUCAUAAGAGAACUCAUAGUAACGAUAAACCCUACAAAUAUAAAGAAUGUGGGGAAGCCUUUCUGUGGACAACUUACUCAAAUGAGAAAAUUGAUACCGAUGAAACCUUAUGAUUGAAAGCUAUAAAAGAACCUUUUUGUGUGUGUGUACAAACAACAUAAGGAGAACUCUUACUCUUGAGAAACCCUGUGAAUGUAAGGGGUGUGCAAAAGCCAUUCAUUUCUGUUUAUGGACAAUUAUCUUGCUAUCCAGAAAUUCAUACUAGUGAGAAAUAUUUUGAAUAUUAGUAAUAUGAAAAGGCUUUAGACUUCUGUAAGUCUUAUUGGACAUCAAUUUAUACUGAUGUAAAAUCAUUUAAAU
Saimiri boliviensis boliviensis (Bolivian squirrel monkey) is the source of this 2491-nucleotide messenger RNA. It is a transcript of the gene ZNF283, whose product is annotated as zinc finger protein 283. Gene Ontology annotation, molecular function: DNA-binding transcription repressor activity, RNA polymerase II-specific; RNA polymerase II cis-regulatory region sequence-specific DNA binding. Gene Ontology annotation, cellular component: nucleoplasm. Gene Ontology annotation, biological process: regulation of immune system process; regulation of cytokine production; negative regulation of transcription by RNA polymerase II. Lineage: Eukaryota; Metazoa; Chordata; Mammalia; Primates; Cebidae. The record is from RefSeq and is a predicted model, not a curated record.